GUACAUUGAAAUAUUGUAAAUUCUAUAACUUCAAACAGAAACCCAUUUAUACAGACAGACUUAACAGCUUUAGGUAGAUAUGGUCACUAGAAAUUCAAACUGCAAACAGACCUGUUGGAUAAAACAUGUAAUAAAUCUUUUUUCCCUAUCAGAAUACUGGAGUUAUAGUUGAAUAAGAUUUACACUUGCUAUGUUUGCUCAGUAUUUUCUAAUUGACAAACAGCAUUGACUUUUUACUCUCAGUAGUUAGCUUUUUUAACUUUUAUGGCACUAAUUAACUUAGAAAUAAAAAUUACGCCACCAGUAGGUAACUAUUUAUGCCCUUGCUCUAAGGCGACAGAAGUGAAAAAUCUGUGAUUUUCUUUUUCUUGAACAGAAUGAAUACAGUCUCGUACUUUUCCCACAAAAUGACCUUUGAUUAAAUUAUCAUUAAUUCGCAUCUUUUUACGCCCAUUGACGACCAACAACUCCAUAUCACACACUAGAGCGUAAAAUAUUGCCAUGCAUUUUUUCGCGUUUUCGCCCUUUUAGUUUUGCAAUUUAAUAGCAGCUCCAAGUUGUGUAUCUUUAUGUUUUCGACGUGAAACAACUGUAUUAACAUCGACGUAAAAAAACUGUAUUAACGUCGACGUAAAACAACUGUAAUAACGUUAACGUAAAACAACUAUAAUAACGUCGACGUAAAACAACUGUAUUAGCGUCGACGUAAAACAACUGUAAUAACGUCAACGUAAAACAACUGAAUAACGUCGACGUAAAACAACUGUAAUAACGUCAACGUAAAACAACUGUAUCAUUUUGGUGUUCUAAUAAAAGAAACUUGAGUUAAAAGUCUUAUAUUCUGAUUACACAUUGCCUAUACACGUACUUAUUUUUGUAAUCAACUGGACUUUUGACUGAGUACUUGAGUUGCUUAAAAUCUAUCUUGUUUCUAUUUUUAGGAGAGUUAACAAGAAUUCUCCUAAUAAUGCUUGCUAUAAAAUUCCUGUAAUACCCAUAAAGCAAAUGAAUAUUUAGUUUAAAAGCAGGAUUAGGAAAGGAGAUAAAAGCAACACAUAACAGCACUGAUGAAGAAAAUGUUUGACGCAUUAGCGAGUGUGAAAAAGAGAUGAAAAAAGCAUAUGAUAAACUGACUGAAGAAAUUUCAAACUGUGAAGAAGACAAGACAAGUCUUGAUAACAUGGAUUUCCUUGACGACAUUGGUGACUUCUUCUUUUCUGACAACAGAAAGAGGCGCAAAGCUUAUAAAAAAUCUAUUCAAGGUACGAUUGACUUGUAUGAAGAUUCAAAACAAUUGGCAAACGAUAAUCAAAAUCAUCUGGUAUGCAUAAAAGCAUUGGUCAGGGAAUUCCAGUGUUCCUUUUUUAUGGCUUUGAAUUUUGUGGAGAUUAGGUUAGGAAUAACACUGCCAAACCCUUUGAAAAAAUCCAUUGUUUCGGCGCUGCUUUUAGUCCUUGGGACAGUCAUUGGAAUUGCAAUGACAUAUAUUUCAUAUGUCAAUGAAGUUUUGAAUGGUGUUGUUACGAUCUGUGUUUUCGUCAUAAUAGAAGAGAUUCUGAUGGUGACAGCAGGUAUAAUGCGAGGCUAUGAACGAAAAAAAUGCUUCGAAGAAGGAACGAAAGCAUACAACAAGAAAAUGAAAGUGAUUCGCAGAAAGGUUUAUGAACCUUUGCAAGAAAUGUUGAAACAACUGGAAUCGUGGUAUAAAGAUCAAUUAGUCAGUGUCUUUUCAGAUACGUCAUUCCGAUCUGACCUUCAUACUGUUCAGACGUCUUUUUGCCGCGCAAAAAAAGGGCGUCGCCUGUGUCAAAAAACUCAUUUUAACUUUAAAGAACUAAAGACUUGAAUAUGUCCACCAACACAAGCCCCAUCAGUAUCAACCUAAGGAGUAAUGUAAGAGCCAAGACCACCAACACAACCAACAACAACACGAAAAGUGAAAUGCUCCCGGAAGAAUCCUCAUCCAACUUGGCAAUCACACAAGACUUCCUUAUUGAGCAGAUCUCUAACCUCAAAGAAUAUUUCAAAAACGGACUAUUGCAACAAAAAAAUGAUAUCGUUGAACAACUAAGAACUGAAAAUAAAGUUUUAAGAGAUGAAAUUGAUGCAAUGAAAGAGAAAAAUCAAGAAAAAGAUAAAUUCAUGCUGGAAUUGGAAAAAGACGUGAUUAAUCUCCAACAGUACGUCCGACGGAACAAUGUUGAGAUUUGUGGUAUACCUAAUUCUAUUGACCAAGAUGAGCUUCAAGAUAAAGUCAUUGAGAUUGCUAAGGCUAUAGGUGUUGAAUUUUCUGAAAGCGAUGUUGAAGCAUGCCACCGCCUUUACGCUAGAGAAAACGAAACUAAGAAGACGAUUGUACGCUUCGUUAACAAAAAAAACUGCGACCUUUUACAUGCAAAUAAAUUCAAGUUAAAAGAUUCGAACUCGAAAACUAAAAAGAAAUUGCGAGAAAUUGGUCUGAAAGGAAAUAUUUUUAUUAAUUUUAAUCUAUCCCCGUACAUGAAGUUCCUGUGGGGCAAAUGUAAGAGACUUCAUUCAAAGAAGAUGAUCAAUCGUUUUUGGGUUUUUAAUGGAAAUCUCUUCAUCGUUGUUGAAGAAAAUGAUCAGAAAAUUAAGAUAGAUCACUUUGAUAAACUUUCUGGCCUAUUUCCAACUUUCAACUUUAACGCUGAUGCCGAAUAAAUUUUUUCGAUUCUCCACGCUUACUAAUAUUUUUAGUAUAAUUACCAACUAGGAAAAUUUUUUGUUAGUACGAUCUAUAAUUGAUUUCUAAUAUGGCGGCGAAGAUGUGCUAAAAUUAGUCUGAUGCUCAUGCAGUUAUUUAUGUGAGUUCUUUGGCUUCCCUCUCAAACGCGCAAACUAAGAAUUAGUAAGUUUUUUUGUGGUAUAUGCAGUGAAUUGAUUAGGGCAAAUUCUAACUGUAUUUUUUGUGAUUUUUGUAAACUUUGGGUUCACCCAAGUUGUAACUUGCUUAAUUCUAAUGACUUCAAAAAACUCACCAAGGAUAACUCAGAUGAGGCAUGGUCGUGUUUAAAGUGUAAUUCUGAAAUUUUUCCAUUCCAGAGUGACAAUACACCUCUGUUUGAGGCACAAAAAAGUCAGAUUUUUUCUGACGUUAACUCUCAUAUUGAAACCUCUUUUUCAAAUAAUGUUGAUGAUGAAGAUGAACGGUUUACUAAUUGUAAAUACUAUGAAU
Messenger RNA from Hydractinia symbiolongicarpus, 3196 nucleotides. RefSeq lists its product as uncharacterized. Lineage: Eukaryota; Metazoa; Cnidaria; Hydrozoa; Anthoathecata; Hydractiniidae. The transcript is spliced from 2 exons. The coding region runs from base 1849 to 2682 and encodes 277 amino acids. The record is from RefSeq and is a predicted model, not a curated record.